Fusarium pseudograminearum CS3096 is the source of this 876-nucleotide messenger RNA. RefSeq lists its product as uncharacterized. NCBI's taxonomy places the organism in Eukaryota, Fungi, Ascomycota, Sordariomycetes, Hypocreales, Nectriaceae. The coding region runs from base 1 to 876 and encodes 291 amino acids. The record is from RefSeq and is a predicted model, not a curated record. The transcript has a single exon.
AUGAGUGGAAGAUCCAGCAAUCAGCAUCAACCAGCUGCCGCCAGCAAGGCUACAUUCACGAACAUAUAUAAUAAUCCAGAUCCAAGACCCUACUUCCAGGCUUUGACGCCUCUGGAAUACACAACCCCACAGCAGCUUCUACCUCUAGUUCAGAAGCUUUAUCAAUUGUCAAGUUUGGAUGUGGUCAAUCCUAAGAUCUUGGACCUAUGCUGCUCAUACGGGAUCAAUGGAGGCAUACUUCGGCAUGACACGAAUAUGGAUACUUGGGCAGCUCACUACGACGGAUCAGAAUUGAACCCAGAAGAGCAGGUCAUGGCCGAUAAGAAGUUCUUUGCUGCUAGGGCACGACCUUUCAGACCCAUGGUGGUAGGACUCGACACAUCGGAGCCGGCCAUUCGCUACGCUCUAAACACAGGCUUGAUCGAUUCCGGCUGGUCAGAGAAUCUAGAGGCCCAAGAUCCUUCCACAGACCUUAGCAAAGCACUACAAGACGUAAGUCUUAUCAUAUGCACAGGAGGUGCUAGCUAUGUGGGUUCUAGCACCUUUUCACGCAUCAUGAGGGCUAUCGAGAGACCCGGCAAUGUCUGGGUGGUUUGCACUGUGAUCAAAAUGAUCAGUUAUGACGAUAUUGCGGAGACACUUCGUGCUCACGGGCUUGAGACGGAGAAGCUUCCAGGUGUUGUACUUCGUCAGCGCAAGUUUGUAUCAGCUGAAGAGGAGAGCGCUGUUAUCGAAAAGAUAGUUGCUCGUGGAUUGGACACAACGGGAUUUGAAGAUGAAGGUUAUCUUUGUGCGGAGGUAUUUGUAUCUCGUCCUAUUUCGGAAGUUUCUAGACCACCUGUGGGAGAAUUGGUCAAGGAAAUCAGCAGUGGCUGA